AUGGCAACUUCGUCCUCGAAGCCUAUGCCCGAACCUAACAGAGCCACUCCAUCCCCGAAAUCUGUGCCCAAGCCUAACAAGACCACUCCAUCUCCAAAGCCUGUGCCCAAGCCCAACAUGGCCACUCCCUCCCCGAAGCCUGUGUCCAAGCCAAUCAUGACCACUUCACCCCAGAAGCCUGUGCUCAAGCCAAAGAUUGACCAUAAAUCUUUAACCGACCUGGCCCCUCCACCCCAGAAGCCUGUGACCAAACCCCAGGUUGACUUUAAAUCCUUUUCCAAUGUCAUCGGGGGUGAACUUCGCAAGUCCAGAAAUACAUUCUCCGCCAAAAAUCCUGCCACUAAGCAACCCCUUUGGGAUGUGCCAGCUGCCAACAAACAGGAUGUCGAACAAGCUGUCCGCUAUGCCAACGUUGCUCAGAAGGAGUGGGCAAAGAAGACAUGGAAAGAACGACAGCAGAUCUGCCUCCGCUUCAAGGACGUCUACAGCAACUACGUCGACGAACUAACCGAUCUGCUCACGCUCGAGAUUGGGAGACCAAGGGUAUGGUGCAGAAGGGAGGUUGAAUCGUGCGCUCUCCAUGCAAGCUUCCAUGCUCAGUUACCAUUACCAGGCGGGGAUGGUUUCGAUGCAGGGGAUAGAGAGAUCAUGGUCAGAUACACACCACUCGGCGUUGUGGCCGCCAUCUGCCCCUGGAAUGCUCCCCUGGUACUCUGCUUCGGAAAGUUGUUUCCUGCAGUAAUUGCUGGUAAUAGCAUUAUCAUUAAGCCCUCUCCCUAUACUCCAUAUGCGACCCUAAAAAUGGUGGAGAUAGCACAGCAGGUCUUUCCACCCGGAGUGGUACAGGUGCUCGCUGGUGAUAAUUCGGUGGGAGCUUCCUUAGUGGAGCAUCCAAACAUUCAUAAGAUCUCCUUCACGGGCUCCAUACCGACGGGGAAGAGGAUCUUGCAAGCGGCUGCCCCUACGAUGAAGCGAGUCACGUUAGAGCUCGGCGGCAAUGACGCCUGCAUCGUCCUUCCUGAUGUCGACAUCGACGAAGUUGCACCCAAGGUCGCUAUAAGCGCAUUCUUGAGUUCUGGUCAGAUAUGUGUCUCCUCUAAACGAAUCUAUAUUCAUCAAUCCAUCUAUACUCCCUUCCUCAAAGCGAUGAUCGACUUCACCUCGCAGAUCAAGGUUGGACAUCCAGAUGAAGAGGACGUCAUAAUUGGCCCCAUCCAAAACUCAAUGCAGUUCGAAAAGGUGAAGGAGCUUUUCGAGGACAGUAAGAGGAAAGAAUAUAGGUUUGCUGUAGGUUCGAAAACCGUAGAGGAGUCAAUGGGCUAUUAUAUCAACCCGACAAUUAUUGAUAAUCCACCCGAUGACUCACGAAUCGUCACCGAGGAGCCAUUUGGGCCAAUUGUCCCGUGUCAACCGUGGAGGUACGAAAAGGAGGUGAUUGCACGUGCCAACAACACUAAGACCGGGUUGGGAGCGACCAUUUGGGGCAAGGAUAUCAAGCGAUGUGAAAGAAUUGCGCACGAAAUGGAGGCUGGCAGUGUGUUUAUCAACUCGGCGGCUAGGCCAACCCCGCUGGCUCCAUUUGGGGGGAUGAAGGAGAGUGGGCUUGGCUCGGAGUGGGGACCGUCAGGGAUCAAGGCGUACAUGAAUGAGCAGGUUAUUCACAAUUUUUCAGGCAGAUGA
Molecule: messenger RNA, 1680 nt
Organism: Endocarpon pusillum Z07020
Lineage: Eukaryota; Fungi; Ascomycota; Eurotiomycetes; Verrucariales; Verrucariaceae
Exons: 2
Coding region: 1-1680 (559 amino acids)
Molecular function (GO): aldehyde dehydrogenase (NAD+) activity
Source: RefSeq, a predicted model, not a curated record